CAUUCGGGGUCCUGCCCCUUUUCAGCCCGCCUUUGGUGCUGUCCUCAGAAUAGCCUGACGCCCAUGACAGGACAACGGGGCCCGAUAUCCCACUGCUCCUUUUAUCCGACCCCAGCGACAACAUCCUGUGGUCCGUUCAGGAAGAUUUUAGCGAGAACAGGCAUUGUUCGCUUCCCCAAGCGCCAAAGUUGGGUUCCCGACACCGGCGCGCGUGCUGGGGGCCUCGGGGCGGAGCCCGGGCCGGCGCGUGCGGCGGGGUCCUGCGAGCGGCGCGCACUAUAAAGCGGGACGCGGGGCCACCCGCGCACGCCGUGGAGAGCGUGAGGGCCGGGUGUAUCUUCAAGCUGAGGGACCACUUACUAUGACCCCAUAUUGGUGGUUCCUCCAGGAGUCAAACAGCCCCACCAUCCGUGUGCUUGGUCCUGAGCCAGCGCCCCUCUGGCUUCCUACCGUUCUCUGCAGGGGACAGCUGUGACCAUGGCCGAGAGAGCACUGGCGCCCACGCAGAUGGGGCGGGGGGACCGGUACUACACGUACACCGAGCUCCUGGCCAUCUCGCGGCGCUUCAAGCAGAACCCCAAUGAGCUCAUGAUCACCUGGAUCCUGCGUGUCUAUGACCAGGGCGGGCCAGCCCUGUCCCUGAAUUCUGGAGAGCUGGCCCUGCUGGGCGACCUGACCAGCGAUGCCAUCUUCAACUACCGCUGUAAGACCCUGCGGGGCAGCUACAAGGCCCUGCUCACCUGGCUGCUGCUGGCCUGGCGCCGGCGCUGGGAGUCCUUCCUGCACUUCGAGGCCACCGAGCUGCCCUUCCGCCCCUGGACCACCAUGGAGGAGGGCAUCCAGCUGGUGCGCGAGCUGGGCAUGCUGGACUGGAUCUACCGCGAGCCGCCCUCCCCUCCUGCAGGAGAGCAGGGGCUGAGGCCCGCGCCCGAGGACGUGCCCUUCACGCAGGGCCUCCAGCGGCGCCUGCUGACGGCCGCACCCUCGGAGCUGCGGCUCUCACUCGUCAGCCUGCUGGUCAAGGGCAUGACGGUGCUGGAGGCGGUGAUGGAGAUCCAGACCAUCGCCGACGUGGGCCUGCUCUGGCGCCAGAGCCAGCCGGGCCGCGCCAAGCUCAUGUUGGGGCCCAACCCGACGCGCAAAGACCUCAUGGGCUGGCUGCUGAGCCAUGGCGUGCCCAAGGAGCGGGUGGACAAGCAGCCCACCAAGGUCCUCCUCGAGCUGUACAUCAAAGAGGCCAAGCGCAGCCGCAGCCACCCCGCCUACGUGCUGGGGGAGGAGCAGCCCCCGCCUCCCCCCUACUCAGACCAGGCCUGUGGGGAGGAGCCGCCCGUGCGGCACGACUAGGCCUCCUGGGCUUGGCCUGCUAGAUGGUACUCGGUGGCGGAGGGAGGCUGGAUUCCGGGGGAGACAGAGUCAUAGCCAGUGUCCCCUGAGCGUGCGCCCCCCGGCGUGGACUGAGAGAUGGCCUGUCUGCCUGUUCUCCCGCCUCCCAAGGGCAGGCUGCCCUGUUACUGCAUUUGAGGUUCCCAGGAGAGAGGGCUGUCCUUGCCCCCAGCCACCCCACAGGUGUCCCCAGCCAGUGGUGGAGGAAGGCGAGCCCGCCUGUAGCCCUGGGUGCCUUGUUCUCCCUGGGGCACAGCCUGUUCCUUUUUAGUCUGUUACAUUUCAGUCCGAUUGGCACAGUGGGUGGGCACCCACCCCUCGGCCACAUGGGCCCCCAAAGCACUACAGGCCAGGUGGGGAGACCCCACAGCCCAUGAUACGAAAGCACCUUGAAGUUUGUACCCUUUUUCUUGAGGUAUUUUUAAAUGCAAUGUUUUUACCUGAUAAUUUAAGUAUAUGCAACACUUCGGUUUUAGGGACGCUCCUUUCUCUUGGAAUGGUUUUUCCCUUAAGACUUUUUUUAUUUUUAUUUUAUUAUUACUAUUUUGCAAUUCCUUCCCGUUUUAAAGUGGCCUUCUGCUGCUUGCUCACCGGGAGCCAGUCCCAUCUGAUUUCUCUCGGUGGAUGUGUGACCUCUGGCCAGUGUCUGUCACAUCUGGAUUAAAGGUGGUGGGGCCAAGAAUCACAGCUUCGUGAGGACAGACAACUACCCUGGCAGGCCGCACUAGGCACGUGGGACUCAUUAAAUAACGUGAGCAUU
Messenger RNA from Mirounga angustirostris (Northern elephant seal), 2146 nucleotides. RefSeq lists its product as uncharacterized. NCBI's taxonomy places the organism in Eukaryota, Metazoa, Chordata, Mammalia, Carnivora, Phocidae. The transcript is spliced from 4 exons. The coding region runs from base 478 to 1347 and encodes 289 amino acids. The record is from RefSeq and is a predicted model, not a curated record.